This is a messenger RNA of Zeugodacus cucurbitae (melon fly), 2483 nucleotides long. RefSeq lists its product as uncharacterized. The transcript is spliced from 8 exons. The record is from RefSeq and is a predicted model, not a curated record. Lineage: Eukaryota; Metazoa; Arthropoda; Insecta; Diptera; Tephritidae. The coding region runs from base 154 to 2373 and encodes 739 amino acids.
UAGUUAUUGUUGUCAUUGUGUUGUGAAGUGAAUUUAUUAAAUUGUCUCUAAAAUAAAAAAGAUAAAAUAAAAUAAACACAAUACUAUUGAAAAAUAUUGUAUUGAAUUUUUGUUUUCUUUUCAAAUAUAUUGUAUAAAUAUUAUUCAAAUCAAAUGGCCGUCGUAUUAUUCAUAAUUACCAUACCGACAGAGACGGAGGAGUUGCUGCUGCAGAGUGAAUUUCGCAAAAAGAAAACCGAUAUCGGCGCUACCUAUACACGAGAUGAGAAACUGAUCUCCACACCUAUCACAACAGCAACAACAACUGCAACAUUAUCGAAUUUAUCCAAUGCUACGACUACCACCGCUGCUGCUGUUACCAUUAAUCUUACCGAUCAAUUGUCUUCAAAUGCUAAUGAAAUCGAUGUUGUUAGCCUGGGCGCUAAAAUGGAAAACCCACUGACUCCACAAACUCUGGAUCAACAGCAAUACAGCACUUUUCCGAAGCGACGAAAGUCUGAAGCGAAUAAAUUCUUAUUUGGCGAUGCUGGACAUUUACUUAAGAAUUCCAUCUUCCGGGAUAGUAGCACGGGCAGCGCUUCGGACAGUGCGAAAGACAUUGAUGUGGAUGGUCCGCCAUUUAUACGAAAAUCUUGGGAAGGUUUACGUGAUAUUCUCUCAUCGUCGAGCCGCAAAAGGAAAAGAGACUCAUCCCAACUAAAUAUACCAAGUGACUCUUGCAUGGAGACGGUAUUACGUGAAAUUUUAAGAAGAUCUCAAAUAUUCAAUGCAGUUUGGACGAAAGACACUGAUGGACGUAUGCAUCAGAUAAUAUUUACAGUUGAGUUUAAUGAGAACUACGAGAAUUUACUGGACAAACUUCACGAGUGGGGUAUCGGAGAUCGUGUGGGAUCCACCGUAUCUGUAAUGAAUUGCUUGGUCUCAAAGACAUUUCGACGUGAGGCCGAAUCCGAUUUUGCGCAAGAGAAUGACGAUGUCAACUUCAACGAGCAAAAACAAAGCGUUUGGAAUCGUUUCAUGAACUCGGUACGAAGUCGUUUGAAUGUGGCGCAAAUUGUGCGUGAUGUAAGACAAGAUGCCGCUAUUACUUUCGAUUUCAUCAUAUUGUUAAUAUCUGCCACUAUUUUGGCAGCAAUCGGUUUAGCCGAAAACAGCACGAUUUUUCUUGCAGCCAGUAUGCUUGUAUCACCUUUGAUGGGUCCCAUUAUAGCAGCUAUUUUCGGUACCGCUAUCAAAGAUCCUACGCUGCGUACAUUGGGUUUAAGAAAUGAGUUGAUCGGUAUAUUGAUAGCUACAAUUGUGGGUUUCAUUUUUGGUCUGGUGAUCUGCUCCAUCGAUGAGCGUUAUGGCAAUGGCGAAGGCCUAACGGCUGAGAUGUUGUCACGCAGUGAAUUACAUUCUUUGCUGGUCGGUUUAUUUACAGCAAUACCUUCGGGUGCUGCAGCAGCUGUCGCAAUUUUAGGCGGUAAUAUUGGCUCAUUAGUGGGUGUGGCAAUAUCGGCAUCACUCCUACCACCGGCCAUUAAUGCGGGCGUCCUCUGGGCUUUAGCACUAAUGUACACACUUUUCGAAACGGACGAAUCACGAUUUAACAUUGUUGUAAAGUCACAUUCAUUUUCUAAAAACCAAGCGACUGAGUUGGUAACAUUAGGUGCCAUUAGUAUGCUCGUAACCAUUUCAAAUAUAAUUUGUGUGUAUAUUAUGGGCGUUUUGGUAUUGAAAGUUAAGGAAAUUGCGCCCGUAAUUUCCAGAAAUCAUCGAGAAUUUUGGAAACACGAUAUAAAAAUCGCACGAGGCCUUCCCAAGAAUGGCAUCGACACCAAUGCGCUAAUCGAUGAAUUUGCCAAUCUUCCGCAAGAGGAUCAAAAAACUUUGGGUAUAGAUUAUGAUCUAUUACGAACAAUCCGUUUAGAUGAUGCUUCUUAUCAAAACACUUGGUCACCCAUUGGCAAUAGACAGUUAUUUGAUCGCUCUGCGUUGAACGUUAUUAGGGAGAACUAUUCUACGGUGCAUCAAAUAGAACGUCUAUACUCCACCAUGAAUCAACAGCAAACACUUCAAUAUAGAAGAAACCGUUGCAGUUUGAAUCGUCAUCCAACAGCGCUUGCCAGCGAUUACGGAAAAACCUAUGAAAUAUUAGCAGCUAGUUUACCACGAUGCGCAACUAUGCCCACUCAGACUAAUUGUCCUAGCAUAAAUGUUUUGAAUGCAGUGGGUGAGGCUGACUCUUCUACAGCUAAUCCAUCCACACAAUCUUCGAUGACUAAUACUCCAACAGCAACAUUGGACGAACGUAAACGACGCAAAUUUAUCGUAACACCCGCUGAGGAUCCCAUAAGGAUUUCCAUUAAUUAUGACGAAAUGGAUGCUUAGAGGAUUCGAUAAAAAAAAAUUAUUUAGUUAACAAUUACAGUUUUCAUGCAAUCUCAUGAACCAUAUUUAUACACAUCUACGCAUAUAUAGUAAUUUAAUAAUAUUGUUUA